Molecule: messenger RNA, 3035 nt
Organism: Labeo rohita (rohu)
Lineage: Eukaryota; Metazoa; Chordata; Actinopteri; Cypriniformes; Cyprinidae
Gene: sqlea
Product: squalene epoxidase a
Exons: 11
Coding region: 283-1956 (557 amino acids)
Biological process (GO): sterol biosynthetic process; cholesterol metabolic process
Cellular component (GO): membrane; endoplasmic reticulum
Molecular function (GO): flavin adenine dinucleotide binding; squalene monooxygenase activity
Source: RefSeq, a predicted model, not a curated record
UCACCUAGAAGCGUCGCACCAGCUCGAGUGCACUCAAGUGUUGAUGUUAUACUUACUUUUUAUUUAUGAUUAUUUAUAAUAAGAAGCUUUUCAAUUAAUUCAUGACGUAAAUUAUUUUGAAAAACGGAUACUUUUUUUCCUCACAGUUUUUGUAUGGAACACUAACUCUUAAGUAUUUUCCGUUCACCUGUGCUUGUCUUUUGAGGCUGCGUUUACAUUUUUGAACGUCAUAAGGCUGUCUUAUUUUCUUUUUUUUUUAAUAAUAUUGAACUGAUUUUCGACAUGUGGACCUUUCUUGGAAUCGCAAGUUUUACAUAUAUCUAUAAGAAAUGCGAUGCUCUGGUGAGUUACGCGCCCAGAGAGCUGGUCGUGGCCGCGGUCCUGUGCGUGUCCGUGGGUCUGAUGGUCACCUGUUUCGGCUUUCGCGGACAGACGCUCAAAGCGCCUCAAUUUCUCCAGAUGCCUCUCAAACUCUUGACUUCGUUCCCUCCGACCAAAAAACUCUUCGCCAAGUCCAGUACAGACAGUUGUAGUCGCUCUUCUAAGAAGAGAGAUGUAAAGCGAAAGAGGGCGACAGACAGUCAGUCCGGUCAGGCAGAUGAUCCAGAGGUCGUCAUAGUGGGCGCUGGUGUGCUGGGGUCAGCCAUGGCCGCCGUUCUGGCCCGGGAUGGCCGGAGGGUGACAGUGGUGGAGAGGGACAUGAAAGAACCAGAUCGGAUAGUAGGAGAACUUCUUCAGCCAGGAGGCUGUCGGGCACUCGAAGAACUUGGGCUGGAAGGUACUGUUGAAGGUCUGGACGCCCAUGUGGUGCACGGUUACGUAGUCCAUGACCUGGAGAGCCGAACAGAGGUGGAAAUCCCGUAUCCAGAGCAGGAGAACAGCAUUCGCGGUGGACGUGCUUUCCAUCAUGGACGCUUCAUCAUGGGACUGCGUCGAGCUGCUCUCGCUGAGCCCAACGUGAAGUUUGUGGAGGGAACGGUGACCAGCCUGGAGGAAGAAGAUGGUUGUGUGACAGGAAUUCAGUACAGGGAGAAGGACUCGGGCAUGAUCAAGGAAAUCCACGCUCCUCUGACUAUAGUUGCUGACGGAUGUUUCUCCAAGUUCCGUAAGAAUCUGAUUUCUGGGAAAGCUAAAGUUUCUUCUCAUUUUGUUGGAUGCAUAAUGAAGGACUCUCCUCAGUUCAAGCCCCACCAUGCAGAGCUGGUUCUAGCUAAUCCCAGUCCAGUGUUGAUCUAUCAGAUCUCCUCCAAUGAAACUCGAGUUCUGGUGGACAUCAGAGGAGAGAUGCCUCGAGACCUUAUGCAGUACAUGACGGAAAAAAUCUGCCCACAACUACCAGAGCACUUAAGAGAGCCGUUCACGUUGGCACUGCAAAAUGAUCGCUUGAGAACUAUGCCCGCCAGCUUCCUGCCACCCGCACCAGUCAAUAAACAAGGGGUUCUGCUGUUGGGCGAUGCGUAUAACAUGCGUCAUCCUCUGACCGGCGGCGGCAUGAGUGUGGUGCUGAAUGACGUCCGCAUCUGGAGGGACCUGCUCAAGAACAUCCCAGAUCUCUAUGACAAUACAGCUGUGCUCCAGGCAAAGAAGAAAUUCCACUGGGAGCGGAAAUCAUCUCACUCGUUCGUGGUAAACGUCUUGGCUCAAGCUCUGUACGAGCUGUUUGCUGCGACCGACAAUUCGCUGCACCAGUUGAGAAGAGCCUGUUUCCACUAUUUCAAGCUUGGCGGAGAAUGCAUCAACGGACCGAUCGGCCUUCUGUCUGUAUUGUCUCCAAAACCCUUUACCUUGAUCGGUCACUUUUUUGCUGUGGCAUUGUACGCCAUAUACUUCAGCUUCAAAUCUGAAUCCUGGCUCACAUUACCACGAGCGCUGGUCAACAGCAUAGCCAUCCUGUACAGAGCCUGUGCCGUCAUGUUUCCUUUAAUUUACUCUGAGUUACAAUACCUCAUUUACUAGGAAGGAACUUCUUUCAAACUGAAAAACAAACUGAUUUGAUCAGUCGCCAAAUGCGACACAUCUAUCACUCUUGGCUACAUGCGAAUGCCUCAUUUUCUUUGGGGAAAAAAAGAUUCAUGUCAGACUCAACACUGCACAAGGAACAAGUCUCAGAUGAGGAAAUGCAUAUGGUGUCUGAUAUUAAUAAACAAAGACCUUGCCUUAUAUUUUCAUACACUAAUGCGCUAAGUGCUAACGCUAUUGAAAUUUGCCUUAACCUGCGGUUAAAUGAGGGAAAAUCCUGUGCUUUAUUUUCAAGUCAGCAUGAAUUUUAUGCAGCCUGACAUGUUUCAGAGAAACGUGCAUGAGGGAAGUAAAUCUGGUCAAUUUUAAUUUCUUCUGAGUGCAAAAUAAGUUAAUUCAUAAAGAUUAAACCACUAGGCUGCUUAAAUUGUAAAAUAGUGUGUAUAUUUUAGCUGUUUUCAAAACAUGAAGGACAAUCAGUGGAACUGCAUCUCAUCUGCAGCUGAAGCACUUGUUUUCCUCACGUGCAUUGCUAUAUUGCAGUUUCAGACUUUUGUGUCCAUUUAUCAUGAUUUUCACAUGCGGCCUUCCAUUAUUAUUUUUGCCUUUCUGUGUUGUUUUCAAGCCAGCAUUCAGUGCUGUCACAUAAAUGACAUAUGCAACGAAUAUGGCAUUCAGUAGAGUAAAAUCAUGCGGAUAUUUACUGAACAGAGGACAAGAGCCUUAAUGUGAAGACUAAUUUAGCUAUGAGUUUGUGGUUUUGUGUUCAUAGUAUUUCUGGCUUUGUGCACAUAUAGCCACUCUAUGGAUUGUUCUUUCAUAUAAUUUAUCCUCUUUGUAUAUUGCCUUUUUUUGGAGUCAAAUAUAGUUUGAAUUAUUAUAACAGACUGGAAUGACCCAGUGACAUUUGAAAACCUGUUUUACAGGAUUUGUAUUAUAAUAUCUAUCAUUUAAGAGUUUUUGUGGGACAAAUAAACACAUUUUGUGCAAAUUACAACACGUCCACCAGGUGGCACCAGCAGGAUGAAAAUAGAGUCACUCUGGUCUUGUAAACAAAAUAAAAAUUUUAAACAUGA